This is a messenger RNA of Lodderomyces theae, 990 nucleotides long. It is a transcript of the gene RER2, whose product is annotated as ditrans,polycis-polyprenyl diphosphate synthase. The transcript has a single exon. NCBI's taxonomy places the organism in Eukaryota, Fungi, Ascomycota, Pichiomycetes, Serinales, Debaryomycetaceae. Bases 1 to 990 code for a protein of 329 amino acids. Gene Ontology annotation, cellular component: membrane; dehydrodolichyl diphosphate synthase complex; lipid droplet. The record is from RefSeq and is a predicted model, not a curated record. Gene Ontology annotation, molecular function: ditrans,polycis-polyprenyl diphosphate synthase [(2E,6E)-farnesyl diphosphate specific] activity.
AUGUCUGAUUGGGUCUCUACAUUUCCUGGUGUCAAGCAGGCUCUAACUUCAGGAAAAAAGUUUUUCGGCAGAGUAAUACAAACUGGACCAGUUCCUAAACAUGUUGGGCUCAUAAUGGAUGGAAAUAGAAGAUACGCUCGAAAUCACAAGAUAGAAAUCAAGGAAGGACACAGUUUGGGAUUCAAUACAAUGGCCAGUAUUCUAGAGUUACUUUACGAAUGUGGUGUCGAAGUAGCAACAGUUUAUGCCUUUUCAAUUGAGAAUUUCAAUAGGACAAGUUAUGAGAUCAAGUGGUUGAUGGACUUGGCCAAAUCAAAAUUCACCCAAAUAAAUCAACAUGGGGCCAUUUGUGAGGAGUAUGGAGUACGAAUAAAGUUGGUUGGUAAUUUGAAACUACUACCAGUUGACGUAUUGCAGAUUUUACAUGAAACAGAAGAAAUUACUAAAAACAACACAAGGGCAACCUUGAAUGUUUGUUUCCCUUACACGUCAAGGGACGAAAUGACUCAUGCAAUCAAGGGCAUUGUAAGUGAGAGUGCCAAAGAGCGGAUAAUCGUCAAUGAAGAUACGUUAGCACGUCACCUAUACACUGGAAGUCAGCCACCGUUGGACCUUUUGGUGAGAACUUCAGGCACAUACAGGCUAUCAGAUUUCUUAUUAUGGCAGUGUGUGUCUCCGGAUUGUUCUAUUGUGUUUGUUGACCAAUUGUGGCCCGAGUUUAAACCUUGGCACAUGUUGAAGAUAUUGAUAAAUUGGAGUUUUAACAAGUAUUGGUAUGGCAAUGCAAGUGGGUAUGGGUUGAGCCCAAGGGCACUAAUACAAGAGAAUCAUCACGAUACGGAACUUUUACAGCUGACUGCACAAGUUGGAUUUGAGAGGAGGAGCGAAGCCUCAAAUGACUCUGACACCGAUGCUAGCAGUCACAUGGGAACCGAGGAGGAGACCAUGCCAUCGGAAGAUGAUACCGACAUAAAUACAAAGCUAGCAUAA